Paramuricea clavata is the source of this 1557-nucleotide messenger RNA. The record is from the annotation of a GenBank genome assembly. NCBI's taxonomy places the organism in Eukaryota, Metazoa, Cnidaria, Anthozoa, Malacalcyonacea, Plexauridae.
AUGACCGAGGAAAAUAAGCAUUUCCAUGAAUUCGGCUACCCAGAUGAACAGUUCGAAACAGUUGUAAGCGAGAACCUACACUGUGCCAUUUGUUCGUGCGUGUUCAAGGAUCCAGUUAUGUGCAAAAACGAGCACUGUUUUUGUCGAGGUUGUAUCACCAAGCAUCUUCAAAAUUACCACACUUGCCCUUCUUGUAAUCAAGAUCUAACCGUGGAAUCGCUAGCAGACGUACCGCGUAUUCUGAGAAAUUUAUUAUCGGAACAAAGAAUUCGAUGUGAUCAUCACGAGCGUGGGUGUGAGGAGAUCGUUCAGCUUGGAAACUUGGCAAGUCAUGUCGCUGUGUGUGGUAAGGCUCCAGUUGUGUGCGCGAAUGAAGAAUGUUCAAGCGAGAUCAACAGAGAGGAUCAAUUUCGACACCAGGGCGAGGAAUGUCGAUUUCGUAAAGUGAAAUGUCAAAAUUGUGAAGAGAUGGGCUCCUUGGUGCAAGAAUUUGGAACGAGUUUGGGUCUCCUUUGUGAGCAUGUUGAGAAAUUGAAUACUACCGUUAACGAAAUGAAAACCGGUUUGACAGCAAUGGAAAACAGGUUAAAAGAAACGGAAAAUGCUCGUUCUGAUCAAGCCAUGGGAAAUGGUCGCAGCUGUGAUCAAGCCACUCAAGAAGAUUCCAAAGAAUAUGGAUAUGUUGUUGCUGGUGGAUAUGACCAGAGCGACCAGCCAAAAAAUUCAGUAGAAGUCUUUGAUAAAACCACCAAUUCUUGGAUAAAGAUGAAACCAAUGAAAAAACAGCGUGCCAAUGCAAGUUCUGUUGUUUACAAUGGCCAUGUCCUUGUCACAGGGGGUAUCUCAGACGGUAAUCAUAUCGUGAGCAGCAUGGAACAGUUGAAAUGCAGUGCCAGUCCAUUUGUCCUACCUUCUUGGUCCAAUCUCAUGGCCAAUUUGCCCAGGCCGUUGACAGGACAUCGCACUGUACAGUAUAAUGGCGUACUUAUUGUUCUUGGCGGUUAUGAUGCAUGUGGUUCUGAUAUGAUUUACGAAAUCCAACUACAUUUUCCUUUCAAUACAAAGGUUUUGGCUAAAUUGCCUCCCACAACCCCCAUCAAAGGCUGCGGUACUGUUUUGGCAAAUGACAAAAUUUUGAUGUUUGGAGGUUAUGAAGUUUACCAAGCCACUGCCAAAGUUACUAUGUAUGACAUAACGAAGAACGAGUUCAAGGAACUUACACCAUUGCCUUACGUAGUGUGCAACAUGGCAACUGUCAAGUGCAGAGAAAAUGUCAUUCUAGCUGGUGGUGCUGCUAACAAAACAAAUAAUAAUAGAAAAAAGACAGUCAUUAGCUAUAAUAUCGAGACAGAAGAGAGCACUGAGCUGCCACCAAUGACGUGGGAACGUUGUGAAUGUUGUGCAAUUGUUGAUGGAAACUCCUUAGUGGUUAUGGGAGGACAUGGUGGAAUGCAAAUUCUACGCUCAGUGGAAGCAUUUGACUUUAAAACUUCCAAAUGGAGUGGUCUUCCUUUAAUGAAUGAGGGAAGGAAGGGAUUCAUUGCAGAGAUUGUGUAA